Molecule: messenger RNA, 1014 nt
Organism: Babesia microti strain RI
Lineage: Eukaryota; Apicomplexa; Aconoidasida; Piroplasmida; Babesiidae
Product: glutamate--cysteine ligase catalytic subunit
Exons: 1
Coding region: 1-1014 (337 amino acids)
Biological process (GO): mRNA splicing, via spliceosome
Cellular component (GO): spliceosomal complex
Source: RefSeq, a predicted model, not a curated record
AUGAACCGCUUUCCACUAAACUUUGGCAGUAAAGACGCUACAAAUAAUAUUACUGUUAAUAAACAAAAAAAAAUUACCAAUCUUUUCAACAAUGAUUCGGAAUCUCUUAGUGAAACUGUUAACAAAGUGGUCUAUGAUGGAACUUUGGUGUUUUCCACUGAUAAUACAAUCGAUACUAGUGAAGAACAACAAAAUUUGGUUAUACCAUGUAAAAAUAGAUUGAAUAAAAGUAGAAAAGGCUUGGAUUAUAUCAGUUCAACUAAAAAUGAUCAAGAAAAACCGCUGAUGCUACCUGAAGAUGACAUAGCCAGACAAGUUAUAUUGGAUGCUCAAAAAAAUGAUGAUCUUUUUGAAUACAAAAAGGAAAUGGUUGUGACAACUCCAAUUUUGAUGAGGAGUGGAAGUAUAAUUGGUGAAGAUAAGGCCGAUUAUGAACAUGUUCCAGUUGAAAGUUUUGGAUUGGCUAUGCUUAUGGGUAUGGGCUACGACCCAAAUAAACCAACAAAUGUAUCAUCUCCUGACGUUCUAUUAAAUAAACGUAGAAUUUAUGAUAAAGCAGGACUGGGUUCACAUGAUACAUUGCUAAAAAUUACACAACAAAUUGAUUCAGGUGAUAACAACUAUUCUAAGGCCACUAGUUCUUCCAAAGUUCGAGACGAUAUUAACGAUGUUGUAUGGGUUUCAAAAGGAUUGGUAGUGAAAAUUAUAGACCGUUGUGACAAAUAUUAUAAGCAUAAAGGCGAUGUGGUGGGGAUUGAUAAAUAUCUUGCUACCGUGAACUUUGAAGAUGGAAUGAGGAAGGGGUACAAAAUUAAGUAUUUGGAAACUGUUGUUAAGGAAGGAGAGGAUGCAAAAAUUGUGCUACCAACUUUGCAUCCAAUUAAUUCAUCGCAACUUUUAGGUAGAUAUGUAAAAGUUAUUAAAAAAGGCAGGUCUUCUGCUACUGUUGAAAUGUCUGGAAAAAAGUUUGAAUUGCCCUUGGAUAGCAUUUGUUAUUAUAAUUACAAACGGUAA